Schistosoma haematobium is the source of this 2937-nucleotide messenger RNA. RefSeq lists its product as uncharacterized. The record is from RefSeq and is a predicted model, not a curated record. The transcript is spliced from 8 exons. NCBI's taxonomy places the organism in Eukaryota, Metazoa, Platyhelminthes, Trematoda, Strigeidida, Schistosomatidae. Bases 284 to 1486 code for a protein of 400 amino acids.
GCUUUGACCGUUGUUAUGCAGAGUUAUUGUGGUCAUAGACAUGUGAAUUUAACUCAUUCUGCUGAUACAAGUGUGAGUUGUUUAAAUGACUAGCAUUUAAAAUGUAUUGAGUGGAGCGGUAUGUUUAUCUCUGGUUGUUGUAGGUUAUUAUUCUAUUCUCAUUGAGCCAUCGACUCACGCUUUCUUGUAUCUUUUCUAUUCCAGAUUCUUAUAUGGUGCUGUCCAUAAUAUUUCAACACAUAACAUACUUCCAAGUUGGACGUAAACUUAUCGAAGGCUCAAGAUGUCAUCGGAUGAAAUGUUCUCGUUUCCAGUUACUAUACUUGAUGGUCCCCAUGGUGAGGAAAAUUUCGAGAUGGCGCGUGCUCGUAUUUGGCAGCUAAGUUGCAAGUCUGGUUGGAAUUUCGACCGACUUGUUGCUGAUUUAACUCCAUCUAGUCAGUGCGAGCUAACUUUUGAGAUGAUUCAUAUGGUGUCGUACGUUAAAAAAGUUGCUCCGCCUGGAACGCUGAGUGUUUUUCCGUCACCAUUUCAAAGUGCCGAGUCAUGGAUCAGGGACAGAUGGAUUUUUCGAGAGAACAACUCAGCUAAAUCUAUGGAACAUACUUUACCACUUAAAAAGGGAUUAAGAACCGCUGAUCCUGUAUCUCCCUCAAACCGUGCCUUUAAUAAUGAAGAACUGAAGAAUAAGAAAGUAAUGAAAGUUGACCAGGAUCCGACUAUGACAGUGUCGAUACCUACCGUACACAGAGCCAAUCGUUCACUCCCUGGAUUUCAAACUAUUUUACAAUGUGGGAAGACACUUGACGAUGAUACUUUAUUGGGGAAGACUGACACAGAAACGUCUUAUGAAUAUCCUAGCUUAUCGCUAAUUCAUACGUCGAAUUCACAGCAAGAAACCUUGCAUUAUCCGUCUGACUCACCUCCUUAUAUGCUUGUCCAGAGAUCAAGAGAAUCACUGGAGAAGAAUUAUAAGUCGUCUUCAAAACAGAUUUCUACUAGAGGUCCUCUUAAAAUUGAUAGUGGCUCCAAACGAAAUAAUAGUGGACAUUUUCUUAUGGAUAGUGAAAAAAGCCGAAACCUGAUAAACUCAGAAAACACCGAUAUCGGUCAGUCGAAAUCAAAUAUGCUGAAUAUAUUUUAUGAUCCGUUGGGAUUAGAAACAACUAAUUGUGAUGACAAUGGUUAUCCGGUAGUUGACAGUAUUAAAAAAAUGUCUAAUCCUUCACAUAGUUUUCAUCCAUCUGAUGGCAAACAUAAUCUGCUUGAAUCCAAAGACAAUGCUCUAAAUGUUAUUAGCACAAAAAUGAAUGUUUGUAUGGAUGAUACGUUUUUAUUGGAAUUUUUAGACAGAAAUUUGACUGGAACUGAUUCCAAAACUAAUGUCGAUUUCGCCGAACGAUGUGGUUUAAAUUCUCCAACAGCUUUUGUCGAAGAUAUGAUUAAAAAAGCACAGAAAACUCUAAAUCAUCAGUAUAAAUGCUAACAGUUUUUUAAUUAACUUUCCAUUCCGUUUUUUCUGUAUUAAUCUCAACUGCAUUGAUAUACCAUAGAACAGUCCGACGUUUUACUGCGGGUGUUUCGAAUUCUGAUUUGUCUUAGUUGUAAUCUUCUAGCAUAUCUAUAUCUAUCCUUAAAUUUUCCUUAAGUCACUAUAGUAAUUCGAGUUACGAAAUCCAUUUUGAUAACUAUAUUUUAAUGAGAGGUUAAAUGUUAUUAAAACCAUGUGAUACAUAAAUAGGGUUAAUCUAAAUUAUAAAUUAAGAUGUUAAGAAAUUUAUGUGCUGGUGUACUAAUGUCGUGUUUAAUUGCUCUUAUGGCAACCUAAUUUGGUUCAAACUCCAGUCUGAUAACUCAUAAAAAUGCUCGUGAUAUAUGACCACAAUGUCUUAGCUUUAAAAUUUAUGCGGUAAAGAUACUCAUCAGGAAUUCGUAAAAAAGUACUUGGAUGCUACAGUAUUCGUUUUCGUCAAUUCACUAACUGAAUCGCGUCCAUUUAUUUUUUCUUCUAUUCUAUAUUCUGAAGUCUGAAAUAUCUUGUCUUGUCUGUAAAUUGAAUGUCAUUUAUGUAUUCUUAGGUAUGUUCUCAUGUACGCUUCGCAGUGUAGUUGCGUGAAUUAAUUCAUGUGCAUGUAAACCAGAGAUUUACUGAAAUGCGAAAUCGAACUCAUCUUGAUCAUUUUUGAGUGAACCCGGUUUACAUUUAAUAAUGUUUCUCACUUUCCGUUUUCUACAUUUUUGUUUAUGUUUUACAAAAUCUAUUUUGAACGCAUGUGUGAAUCUUUCGAUAAUUUUAAGAAUAUGUAUUUUCAAGUAGUGUAGAUUGUAAGUUAGUGAAUUCUACUAAAUGGGAAGCUAAAAUUUUGAAUUAAGAACAUGCGAUGAUUAGGCUAACUAAAGUUUAUUUGAUUUAAAUAUUAGGCAUAAAACAAUGUAAGUUGGUUACUCAUUUUGAGGAAAAGAAAUUGGAGUAUAUUGACUCUUAUGCUGAAAUAAAGUUUUGUUAUCGAUAAAUAGGUAUUUCACAUGAAUAGUGAAUCGAAUCAUAAAAUAAAACCAAAGAUGAGAAUUGUGUAUUUUAAAGAUUUGUUUAAGAAAGUGCGAAAAAAUCACUCAAAUGUUGAAGCGUCCCAAAACAUGUUUAGGGUGUCAAAUAUGUAAUUCAUAAUGGGUUUACCAUGCAUCGCAUUUUGUAACAGGAUUCAUUGGUGAACCAACUGGACAACCAUAUGCACGUGCGAAUCUCCUACUAUUGACCAACGCCCCGAUCACUCUUUCAAGGUAGAGAAAACAAAAUUAUUUCGUUAGUUUGUAGAGCUGUAAACUAAAUACACAGAUACUGUAAAGUUUGCUAACUGAAACUACUGUUUUCUGAUAAAGAUUGUGAAAGGUUAAUCAGAUUCAAGGUAAAGUAGGCGACUUUCAGUGCAGUUCUAG